Gasterosteus aculeatus aculeatus (three-spined stickleback) is the source of this 1941-nucleotide messenger RNA. RefSeq names its product HtrA serine peptidase 1b (gene htra1b). Gene Ontology annotation, molecular function: protein binding; serine-type endopeptidase activity. The record is from RefSeq and is a predicted model, not a curated record. NCBI's taxonomy places the organism in Eukaryota, Metazoa, Chordata, Actinopteri, Perciformes, Gasterosteidae. Gene Ontology annotation, biological process: proteolysis; positive regulation of apoptotic process; programmed cell death. Gene Ontology annotation, cellular component: extracellular region.
GCAAGCUUCUAUAAACCGGGACCGCGCUCUGCGUCUCUGGACUCGGGACAUCCAGCUUGAGGUGAACUCGUAGUACCGGUUUCUCUCCGCGUCCUCCUCCGCCAUGAGUCUCCGGUUGGUCCUCUGCGUAAUGGCGCUGCUCGUCCGCCCGCCUCCGGCCGCCGGGGCUCGGAGAGCCAAACGCUUCGCCAUCGGCUGCCCGGAGAAGUGCGACGUGUCCGUGUGCGCGCCGAUCCCCGCGGACUGCCCGGCCGGCGACGCGCUGGACCACUGCGACUGCUGCCCGGUGUGCGCGUCCGGCGAGGGCGAGCAGUGCGGCGGCACCGCGCGCCGCGAGUGCGCCGAGGGGAUGGAGUGCGCGGUGACCGGCGGCGUGGAGGCGUCCGCCACCGUGAGGCGCAGGGGGGCGGCCGGCGUGUGCUCGUGCACCAGCUCCGACCCGGCGUGCGGCAGCGACGGGGUCUCGUACCGGAACAUCUGCGAGCUGAAGCGCGUCAGCAACCGGGCGAUGAAGCUGCGGCAGCCGCCGGUGAUCUUCAUCCAGAGGGGAACCUGCGGCCAAGGUCAGCAGAACCCUGACAGUCUUCGUCUCAAGUACAACUUCAUCGCCGACGUGGUGCAGAAGAUCGCACCUGCCGUCGUUCACAUCGAACUUUACCGCAAGAUGAUGUUCUCAAAGAGGGAGGUGGCGGUGGCCAGCGGCUCCGGGUUCGUGGUGUCCGAGGACGGGCUCAUCGUGACCAACGCCCACGUGGUGGCCAACAAGCACCGAGUCAAGGUGGAGCUGAAGAGCGGAGCCACGUUCGACGCCAGGAUCAAAGACGUGGACGAGAAGGCCGACAUCGCCGUGAUCGAGAUCGACGCGCCGAUGAAGCUGCCCGUGCUGCUGCUCGGCCGCUCGGCGGACCUUCGUCCUGGCGAGUUUGUGGUCGCCAUCGGCAGCCCAUUCUCCCUUCAGAACACCGUCACCACCGGCAUCGUCAGCACCACCCAGAGGGGGGGCAAGGAGCUGGGCCUCCGUAACUCCGACAUAGACUACAUCCAGACCGACGCCAUCAUCAACUACGGCAACUCAGGAGGACCACUGGUGAACCUGGACGGAGAGGUCAUCGGCAUCAACACGCUGAAGGUCGCAGCGGGAAUCUCCUUCGCCAUCCCCUCGGACAAGAUCAGACAGUUCCUGGUGGAGUCGCAUGCCAGACAGGCCAAAGGUAAAACCUACCAGAAGAAUAAAUACGUCGGCGUCAGGAUGAUGAGUCUCACUCCAGCGCUGACCAAGGAGCUGAAGGAGAAGCAGUCGGACUUCCCAGACAUCACCUCCGGGGCGUACGUCAUCGAGGUCAUCGGACGCACUCCAGCCGAGGCAGCCGGCCUGCAGGAAAAGGACGUCAUCAUCAGCAUCAACGGCGAGCCCAUCGCCUCGGCCAGCGACGUGAGCGCGGCCAUAAGGCGGGACGACACCCUGCGGACGGUGGUGAGGCGAGGCAACGAGGACGUGCUCCUCUCCAUCGUCCCCGAGGAAAUCGAACCUUGACCCCCUCAAGCCAUCAACAACUCGACCGGUUGACCAAUCCCGAGCUGGCUCUCUGUGAUUUCCAACCAAUCACCAUGAACAUCACCGUGGGCCUCCGGGGGCCACACCUGCUGCUUUAUGAACUUGUAAUUGUGAGCACUGCUCUUCAAAGGUCAGACUUCAUGACCGUGGGACCCGAGGCAGCAACCCUGUACUCCUUCUUCUCAUAUUGGUUCUUCUUCUAAUCCCAAUCUACUUUCUGUCGUCACAGACCUUUAGUUUUCUACUAACUCUGUCGCUGCAACGAUCCGACUGCAGGUCACCGUAGGUCUGUGUGGUUGUGUAUGUUCUUCUUCAUGGAAUAUUAACAGUAUUUUUUUAGUAUGUUUUCUUGUGUUGUUGAUGACAAUAAAAAAUGAUUUUCAAAA